This is a messenger RNA of Symbiodinium necroappetens, 273 nucleotides long. The record is from the annotation of a GenBank genome assembly. NCBI's taxonomy places the organism in Eukaryota, Dinophyceae, Suessiales, Symbiodiniaceae.
AUGGCUUUCAACACCUACGGCAGCGGCAACUUUGAGGAAAUUUCGACCGCCGGAGAGCCGAUGCUGAAGUGGUUCGUCAUGGCUUUCGCCGCCUGUUGGCACGUGUACCUGAUGAACCUCAUGGUGGCGCAGCUGUGCCAGCGGUAUAAUGAUAUCUUCCACAACGCCCGCGGCAAUGCCCGAUUGACGCGGGGCAUCAUCAUCUACGAAACAUCCAUGCCGCUGAUCUCCAAGCAUCGCUGGGGAAGGUUCGUCGAAUCCUUGCGACUGGAG